Messenger RNA from Ceratitis capitata (Mediterranean fruit fly), 4444 nucleotides. RefSeq names its product synaptojanin-1 (gene Synj). The transcript is spliced from 6 exons. The coding region runs from base 452 to 4174 and encodes 1240 amino acids. Gene Ontology annotation, molecular function: nucleic acid binding; phosphatidylinositol-4,5-bisphosphate 5-phosphatase activity. Lineage: Eukaryota; Metazoa; Arthropoda; Insecta; Diptera; Tephritidae. The record is from RefSeq and is a predicted model, not a curated record. Gene Ontology annotation, biological process: phosphatidylinositol dephosphorylation; synaptic vesicle endocytosis.
AUGGUACUUUUCGGAAUAUUUUAAAUCCAAAUUGUAUGCUACUAUAGAUCGUUCGGUUGGGAUUUGAUCGACCAAAAUAUAGCGAGGGGGAAAUUUGACGACUAAUUAUGUAGACCUUGAAAUGAAAUGAAGUGCAAAUUUACCAGUUUUUGAUUAAGUAUCAGAUGGUCAGGUGAAGUAUAUAUGCCUUCCUUUGGCGUUUUUAAUUGUCGCCAAAUCUCAUGAUGAAACAACUGGGGUGAUUUUUCUUUGUUUAGCUAUAAUUGUGGAAAUGGUGCCUAUGCUAAUCAAAUAGAGAAUUGUUAUAGGCAAGACACAGGCUGGUGAAAUCUGAAAAUUGCUGUAUUCGAAAGAUGUUUUAACAGGCAAAAAGUAUGUUAAGGUCUUCAAAAAAAUAUCGAAAAUAUAAAGGAAUAAGCAUACCAAAAAUUCGUUAAAAUUGUCCUUCAAAAUGGCUAUGUCAAAGGUCAUACGAGUACUGGAGAAAUCUAUUCCACCAUCACCUUAUAGUGUGCUCCUGGAGCAUCGAAAUAAAAGUGAUAGUAUUCUUUUUGAAUCCCAUGCCGUUGCACUGCUAACCAAUCAAGAAACAGAUGUAAUACGUAAGCAAUAUGUAAAGUUAUGUGAUGCAUAUGGUUGCCUUGGCGUCCUACAACUAAAUGCUGGGGAAAGUACGGUUUUGUUUCUAGUGCUUGUUACAGGAUGUGUUUCUAUGGGAAAAAUCUGCGAUAUAGAAGUUUUUCGAAUUACACAGACACAGUUUGUUGCUUUGCAGAACGCAACGCCGAAUGAAGACAAAAUAUCGGAGUGCCGCAAGCUGCUGAACUCGGGCACAUUCUACUUUGCACACUCGAAUACUUCGAUGAGUUCUUGUUUACAGAAAUUCGAUAUAACAUUAUGUGCUCAGCGCCGCCAAAAGAUAUCUGAAACAGACAAUCGUUUCUUUUGGAAUCGAAUGAUGCACAUACACAUGCUUCGAUUUGGUGUCGAUUGCCAUUCCUGGUUAUUGAAGGCAAUGUGUGGAUAUGUAGAGGUUCGCACAGUCUAUAUUGGUGCUAAACAAGCUCGAGCCGCUAUUAUAUCAAGAUUAAGUUGUGAGCGUGCAGGAACUCGAUUCAAUGUAAGAGGAACUAAUGACGAAGGGCAUGUGGCUAACUUCGUUGAAACAGAGCAGGUGAUCUAUGUGGAUAGUGAUGUGACUAGUUAUAUACAAACACGUGGAUCUGUACCCCUUUUUUGGGAGCAGCCAGGUGUGCAAGUGGGCUCUCACAAAGUAAAAUUAUCUCGAGGUUUUGAGGCUUCAGCUGCUGCAUUCGACCGACAUAUGAUGAUGAUGAAACAACGUUACGGAUAUCAGGCUAUAAUUAACCUUUUGGGUACUUCAAUGAUUGGUAGUAAAGAAGGGGAAGCUAUGUUAAGUAACGAAUUCCAGAGGCACCACAAUAUGUCAACUCACAAAGAUGUUCCCCAUAUUAUAUUUGAUUACCACCAGGAGUGCCGUGGUGGAAACUUUGGCGCCCUUUCGAAACUUAAAGAACGUUUGGGAGUUUGUGGAGUAAACUACGGUUACUUCCACGCUUCUCAGGGACAAGUGUUGCGGGAACAAUUUGGUGUUAUUCGCACAAAUUGUCUAGAUUGCUUGGAUCGUACCAACUGCGUUCAGACCUACUUAGGUUUAGACAUGCUAAUUCAACAAAUUGAAGCUCUAAAGCUAGGAGAGAAAAAACAAAACUUUUCUAGAUUUGAAGAAAUAUUUCGUCAGAUGUGGAUAAAUAACGGCAACGAAGUUAGUAAAAUUUAUGCAGGUACUGGUGCAAUACAGGGUGGUUCCAAACUAAUGGACGGCGCGCGCUCUGCAGCUCGUACUAUUCAAAAUAAUUUGUUAGAUAAUUCUAAGCAGGAAGCUAUUGACAUUUUAUUGGUCGGUUCAACACUCUCUUCAGAGUUGGCUGAUAGGGCUCGUAUAUUAUUGCCAUCAAAUAUGCUGCAUGCACCAACUACAGUAUUGAGAGAAAUGUGCAAACGGUAUGCGGAGUACGUGGUCCCACGUACAUGUCGAGUUGCUGUGGGUACUUAUAAUGUAAACGGCGGUAAGCACUUUAGAAGUAUUGUUUUUAAGGACUCUUUGUCUGAUUGGCUCCUUGAUUGUCAUGCCUUGGCUCGAGCUAAAGCCUUAGUCGAUGUGAAUAACCCUUCAGAGAAUGCUUGUGCUCCCGUUGAUAUAUACGCCAUCGGUUUCCAAGAAAUUGUGGACUUAAACGCUUCUAAUAUUGUUGCUGCCAGCACAGAUAACGCAAAAAUGUGGGCAGAAGAGUUGCAAAAAACUAUUUCUCGCGACAAUGAUUAUGUACUUCUCUCUUAUCAGCAGUUAGUCGGCGUAUGCCUAUAUAUAUAUGUUCGACCGGAACAUGCGCCGUUUAUUCGUGAUGUGGCGAUUGACUGUGUGAAAACCGGAUUGGGUGGUGCUACCGGCAAUAAGGGAGCAUGUGCAAUACGUUUUGUUUUGCAUGGAACUUCAAUGUGCUUCGUUUGUGCUCAUUUUGCUGCUGGUCAGUCACAGGUUGCUGAACGUAACGCAGAUUAUGCUGAAAUAACAAGAAAGUUGGCGUUUCCAAUGGGUCGCACUUUAAAGUCACAUGACUGGGUUUUUUGGUGUGGCGAUUUUAAUUAUAGAAUUGAUAUGGAAAAGGAAGAUUUGAAAGAAGCUAUUCAGAAUGGGGAUCUUAAAUCCGUACUAUUAAGUGAUCAGUUGCGAAAGGAACAAGAAUCUGGGAAUGUAUUCAGUGAUUUUCUGGAAGGAGAAAUAAAUUUUGAUCCUACAUACAAAUAUGAUCUGUUUAGUGAUGAAUAUGAUACGUCGGAAAAGCAAAGAGCUCCUGCUUGGACCGAUCGCGUGCUUUGGCGGCGACGUAAAGCUUUAGCUGCCGAAACAGAUGUUACUAGCGUUGAGUGGAAUCCAGGCAAACUUAUUCAUUAUGGCCGUUCAGAGUUAAAGCAGAGUGAUCAUCGUCCCGUUAUUGCUAUAAUAGAUGCUGAAAUUGUUAAAAUUGAUACAUACCGUAGACGAGAGGUUUUCGAACAAGUUAUAAGAGACUUGGGACCACCUGACUCUACCAUUGUUGCAAACGUGAAAGAAGAUGCUGUUGAUGAAGAUGGCCCUACCAUUUACGAUGAAGCUGUUAUGUCUACACUCAUUCAAGAGUUAUCAAAGUUGGGCGAGGUUACGCUGGUUCGAUAUGUAGAGGACACAAUGUGGGUAACAUUUCGGGAUGGUGAAUCAGCAUUACAUGCCGGCAAUAAAAAAUCUAUACGCAUUUGUGGAUUGGAGUUACAAUUAGAAUUAAAGACCGCCAAUUGGCAACCUAUAGUUGAUAAUGAAAUUGAGUUAUGCACUACAAACACAAUACCUUUAUGUUCAAAUCCAAAAGAACAAGCAGAAUUAUUUAGUACCUCUCCUGAUGUACCGCGUCGUCCUAAACAGCCACCAUCACGACCGGCCCCUGCUCGUCCACCUAUGCCAAUGUCACCUAAAAACUCACCACGUCACCAACCACACGUCGGAGUUAUAAGUGUGGUGCCAGAGAUGUUGCAGUUAAAAUCGCCAAAACCUCCUUUGCCACCUCAACCAUUGAUGCCACAACCUUUACAACCACUUGCAACAUCUCAAUCCAAUGAAAAUAACACUAAAAUCGGAGCAUCCAAUAAAGGUACAAAUAUCGAAGGAAACGAAAGUAUAUCAUCCUCCAAGUCGCAGUCACCUACUGAAACUCAGCAAUCAUCGUCAAUGCAUUCGUCCUCUGGUGUUUCACCAGUUGAAAUUGCUGACGGAUCAUUUCCACCCACACCUCCGCGCCUCAGCAAAAAUGUGACUCCGGUAUCAACACCAAAGCAUGAAGCUGCUAUAACUUUCUACGACGGUAGCGCUAAUAUUUACGAAGAAAUUCAGGACGAAAUACCAGCGCCUAGGCAUCCUCCACCGCCAUUUCCACCUGCAGUGGACCACGAAAUUACAUCUAAUAUCACGUCGGCAGAAAGUCCUAGAAGGCAAAUAGGUGUACAACAGGUACCGAUCGGUCCUCCUCCUCCAUUGCCGGCGAGACGAGGUCCUCCGCCUAUACCUAACCGAAGUGGAACUGCACCACCACUACCAACAAGACCAAGUAAUAAUAAUUAAGGAAUUAAUGUCGGCGCUACCGUCUUUGUGAAUGAAAUUGCUUCAAGUGCUGUAUUAGCUAUGCAAAACUUUACCAAUAUAAAUCUAAUAGAAAACAACAAUAAUAUUGGGUAAUUAAAGUCAUAUAUAAACACGUAUAUCGCUAAUAACAUAUUAAAUAAUAAUAAGUUCUUUUUUGCUCAAUUCUUAAGAUAAUUAAAUUUUAAAAUUACUAGUUGCCGUGUAAAUUUACAACAACGGUCUCAAUAAAAUUGAACAUUCCAUGGAAAA